Molecule: messenger RNA, 1861 nt
Organism: Hibiscus syriacus
Lineage: Eukaryota; Viridiplantae; Streptophyta; Magnoliopsida; Malvales; Malvaceae
Product: cytochrome P450 89A2-like
Exons: 1
Coding region: 33-1565 (510 amino acids)
Cellular component (GO): membrane
Molecular function (GO): oxidoreductase activity, acting on paired donors, with incorporation or reduction of molecular oxygen, NAD(P)H as one donor, and incorporation of one atom of oxygen; heme binding; iron ion binding
Source: RefSeq, a predicted model, not a curated record
UUUUGGCACCUCUAUCAGACUGCUUAGCUGAAAUGGAACUUUGGUUCUUCAUUCUUCUCACCAUCUCCAUUUCUCUCAUUCUCAGAGCCAUCUUAAACCUCUUCUCCCCUCCCAAAAAGCUCAGCUACACUCUCCCACCAGGCCCUUUCACUUUCCCCGUCAUCGGUAACAUCAUAUGGGUCACCAAAUCCUUCUUCCAAAUCGAGCCAAUACUCCGCAACCUCCGGAAAAAGCACGGUUCCAUGAUCACUCUCUACAUCGUUUCCCGUCCCUCCAUCUUCGUCUUCGACCGUUCCCUUGCUCACCAGGCUCUGGUCCAGAACGGUGCACUAUUUUCAGACCGACCCAAAGCUCUUCCUACUAGCAAAAUCGUAACUAGCAACCAGCACAACAUUAGCUCUGCAUCAUACGGGCCGAACUGGCGGGUUCUACGGCGGAACCUGACAUCGGAAAUUCUCCAUCCUUCACGUAUCAAGUCGUAUUCUCAUGCUCGGAAAUGGGUUUUGGACAUUCUUUUUGAUGGGUUACAGUCCAAGGCUAAAACGGGGGAACCAGUUCAGGUUUUGACCCAUUUUCAAUAUGCCAUGUUCUGUUUGCUGGUUUUAAUGUGCUUUGGUGACAAACUGAACCAGGAGCAGAUAAAAGAGAUUGAGGAUGUAUUGCGAAGGGGGCUGCUGAGUAUUGGGAGAUUCAAUAUACUUAACUUUUGGCCUAGUGUCACCAAGGUUUUGCUUCGUCAUCGAUGGCAGGAGUUUCUUCAGCAGCGUAAAGAUCAAGAAGCAGUGCUGAUUCCUCUGAUUAGAGAAAGAAAGAAAGCUAGAGAGAUGAAAAAGGAGAGUGAUGGUGAUUAUGUUUUAGCAUAUGUUGACACUUUGUUGGAUUUGGAGUUACCAGAAGAGAAAAGGAAGCUUGAAGAAGGAGAAAUGGUUAGUUUAGCCUCCGAAUUUCUUAACGCCGGUACUGAUACCACCUCCACCGCUUUGCAAUGGAUUAUGGCGAAUCUAGUGAAAUACCCUUCAAUUCAAGACAGGUUAUUGAUUGAAAUUAAAGGGGUUGUCGGAGACGAAGAUGAAAUCGAAGAAGAUGAUUUACAGAAGAUGCCUUAUUUGAAAGCAAUGAUAUUUGAAGGGCUAAGAAGGCACCCACCGGCGCACUUUGUGCUGCCUCACCGUGUGAAAGAAGACACCAUCCUUGGCAAACAUUUGGUCCCUAAAAAUGGAACCAUCAACUUCAUGGUGGCAGAUAUGGGGUGGGAUCCAAAGGUGUGGGAUGAUCCCAUGGCGUUUAAGCCUGAAAGGUUCAUGAAAAGUGAUUCCUGCGACAGCGAAGUGUUUGAUAUAACAGGGAGCAGGGAGGUGAGGAUGAUGCCAUUUGGUGUGGGGAGAAGGAUAUGUCCUGGUCUUAAUUUGGCACUCCUCCACCUCGAGUAUUUCGUCGCGAAUUUGGUCUGGAAAUUUGAAUGGAAGGCUAGGGAUGGAGACGAGAUCAGCUUGGAAGAGAAGCAAGAGUUCACGGUGGUGAUGAAGAAUCCAUUGAUGGCUCACAUUUCUCCAAGGAAGAGAUAAGGUGGUGGUGUUGUGGUUAAAUUAUACAUCAAAUAAGGUCAUAUGUGAAUGAAUGAAUUAUUAGAAUGGUGUAUGCGUCUUGCUUUAGCUUUCUCAUACACGACACCAUAAUAUCAUUUUCAAGUCCUUCUCUACGUGACUUGAAUGAAUGAAUUCGUCUCAUAUGGAAUAAAAGCGUUAGUGGCAACCUAGAUUGUGACGUCUAAGACAAUAAUAGGGCAACACACUAUGUUUUCACACACUUGUAAAACCAUAGUCUUGGAGUGAUUAAAGCCCACCCCGUGCUUUUUUCUUCA